This is a messenger RNA of Oreochromis aureus, 987 nucleotides long. RefSeq names its product outer dense fiber of sperm tails 3B (gene cimap1b). The record is from RefSeq and is a predicted model, not a curated record. The transcript has 7 exons. NCBI's taxonomy places the organism in Eukaryota, Metazoa, Chordata, Actinopteri, Cichliformes, Cichlidae. The coding region runs from base 141 to 914 and encodes 257 amino acids. Gene Ontology annotation, cellular component: cytoskeleton.
GUGAUUCGUUAGUUUGGAACGCAAACGGUAGAAACUGUUUUUAUUUUUUGGUGAAAGAUUUUCUGCUUUUUCUGUAAAAAACAUAAUCAACCAGCCCCCUGCCAAACAAAAGUCAAGCGUAAUGAGAAAAAGCGUAAGUAAUGAUGAAGGCUGAUCCCUGGGUUGGCACCUGGAGGCCCCACAAGCCAAGAGGUCCUAUAGCUGCCCUCUAUGGUAGCCCGGGGCCCAAGUAUGCACUGCCUGGACUCACAGGUGUGUCUCAGCACGACCCUACUAAAUACAAAGCCCCAGUGUUCAGCUUUGGGAUGCGUCGUAAGGAGGUCAAUAAUAACUUUUCCCCUGGGCCAAGAUACCUGAUUCCCACCAACAUGACCAGAGAGGGCCUGAGCAACCAGCCUGCAUUUUCACUCCAUGGCCGUCCAAAGGAGCCCAAGUUCUUCGAGCCUCCUGGACCAGGUCAAUAUUCCCCAGAGCACUCAGCAAAGUGGAUCUACCGCUCUGCGCCUGCUUAUUCACUGUUAGCCAGGCACAAGGAAUUAGGUGGCAACAAAACACCAGGUCCUGCGACCUAUUCUCUGCCUCCCGUGAUAGGGAUGAACACUGCGGUUGCAUCUUCUGCUCCCUGCUUCUCAAUACGUGGCCGCAACAAAAUCGGAACCUUCUACGACGACCAAAGCAAGACUCCUGGCCCUGCUGCCUAUAAAGUUGUGGACCCCAGUAUUUAUGGGCAGAAGCCUCCUCAAUUCAGCAUGACAGGCCGCAACUUCACUCCCGGUGAAACCACAGCGAAACCAGGACCAGGAGCAUACAACCCUGAGCAAGUAAACCUCACAAAAACCAAAGCCCCGAGUUUUACCUUUGGAUUGCGUCAUUCUGAGUACAUCCUACCAGUCCCUGGGAAUGUUGAGGAAUAGUGUCCUCUGUCAUCUCUUAAUUUAACUGGAAAUGACCACAGAAGUUUUUCAAUAAAGCAUAAAAUACAAACUG